Dothidotthia symphoricarpi CBS 119687 is the source of this 3141-nucleotide messenger RNA. RefSeq names its product acetyl-CoA synthetase-like protein. The record is from RefSeq and is a predicted model, not a curated record. NCBI's taxonomy places the organism in Eukaryota, Fungi, Ascomycota, Dothideomycetes, Pleosporales, Dothidotthiaceae. The coding region runs from base 1 to 3141 and encodes 1046 amino acids. The transcript is spliced from 8 exons.
AUGGAGCAACAAGUUCAAUUCAGCAAUAUUUCUAGCCUUUCAUCGGACGAUCGAUGUUCGCUGGCUCGAUUCGGCCGUGGUCCAAGGCUUCCUGUUCUCUACGGCACCGUACACGAAGCUUUCGAGGCUAUAGUAGAUGCUCAUCCUACAAUCGUCGCAGCCGUGCAUAAUGGCAAAUUCAUCACAUACCAACAGCUAGAUUGUGCAGCUAACCGCCUUGCAAACCACCUCAUUAACUCAGGGCUUCGUCCGCACCAACGGGUGUGUCUCGUAGUCCAACGAUCAUUGGAAAUGCUUAUUGGAAUUCUGGCCAUCUUGAAGGCUGGCUGUCAAUACGUCCCAAUCGAUGGGGGAGUUGCGUCAGAGCAGAACUUGGAGCAUAUCAUCAAAGAUACAAAGGCUCGAUUCAUACUGUGUCUGCCAACGUAUUGGAACAGAGUCAUGCAAUUUGCACACCAAGACACUGUUGUUCUUGAGUUGGGCAUGGACACAGGAGCGUUUUAUUCCCCACAAAGACCUAAAGUACAAGUUUCGUCCGACGAUGGCGUAUAUGCCAUGUAUACAUCAGGUAGGGACUUCACUCCUGUAGCCUGGAGUACCGGUGUACCAAAAGGUGUAGACGUCAAACACGGUACUAUGACCAAUGCUCUUCUGUUGGAGCCAGGGCGAUUGCGAAUCACCGUUGGGUCAAAUGUUGCACAAGUGUUGAGUAUCUCCUUCGCCAUGGGCUCGUGGGAGAUGCUUGGGUCCUUGAUGAACGGCGGAACUCUGCAUCUCAGAGGAUCUGACUGGAAUGCCACUUUAGAAAAGGUCGAUACUUUGAUAUGCACUCCAUCGAUCCUCUCCAAGUACCAACAACGGCGCUUUCCCAACAUCAAGACAAUAGUUGUAGCAGGCGAGCCAUGCCCGCAGGCUCUAGCGGAUGAAUGGGCCCAGGGAAGGGACUUCUACAACCUUCUUGGCUCGACAGAAGUGUUUCUAUUCUCUGCGCAUAGACACGUCCCGGGGGAGCCUUUAUCCAUUGGCAGGCCGCUACCCAAUAUUACCUGUUACAUUCUCGAUGAUGCUGGGGAGCCUGUGCCCUUUGGACAAAGGGGCACGUUGUGGGUUGGCGGUGCAGGCGUUUCGCGAGGAUACAUCGAUUUGCCAUUGACGACUGCAGAGAAAUAUUGCCCGGAUAAAUUCGCAAAUGAUGGAACCUUGAUGUUCAAUUUUGGCAACAUCGUAUGCUGGAAAGCAGAUGGCUCCUUGGACUCGUUUGGACGAAUGGACGAUCAAGUCAAAAUCAAGGGGUUCCGGGUCGAGUUAGACGGCGUCACAUCAGUUAUCGAGAAAUUCCAUGGCAUCACACAAGCUGCUUCUUUGAUCAUGAACGGAGCUCUCCAUGCCUUCUAUGUUUCGACCGUCUCGAUUGAUGAGAGGGAGCUCGACGCUUUCACUAGGAAGGACCUGCCCUAUUACUCUGUACCUGAGAAAUGGAUUCGACUCGGCUUCAUCCCCUUGAAUCCGAACGGCAAGGUAGACAAAGUUGAGCUCCAAGCAGCAGCUCUAAGACUCGAUGGAACAACCACAGUCAUUAAGGUGGAGAAGCCGUCCCACAACAGGCACGACUCGGCUUUCGAUGACCUGAUUAUCCAGAACGAAGUCACCUUACCUUUACCUGUUCGAACUCAGAAGUCACCACUGCCGUCCGCGGCAUCGAUCUACGAUGUUGAUCUCGAAAAGGGCCCUCGAGUCUCGCUAAGCAAGGCUUCAAACUUGUCUUCGCCUUCUGAGAGUGCUGUGUCGGUUGACACACCAGUCGUACUUCCCGGAACAAAGGGCCCGCCAGCACAAGCCUGGCUGCAGCAUCGCGCACUUAUCACCUAUCGCAUGUUGCUCCUUUUAGUUGUACUUGCAAAUAUCGGAGUUGCGUGCGGGAUUCUUUAUCGGUACAUCAAACAUAACGCAUUCCCUCUCCAGUCAGUCGCGACAGCUACAGCAUCGAAUCUUUGCGCCGCAAUCUUGAUACGCUCAGAACCAGUCAUCAAUCUGCUUUUUAUUGUGUUCUCUUCUGUGCCUACCUGGGUUCCACUAAGAAUACGCCGGAUCUGCGCCCAUAUAUACCAUCUUGGUGGUAUUCACAGCGGCUGCGCCGUUGCUGCAGUAAUUUGGUUCAUGAUCUUCACUGUUGGUAUCAGCCUAGAACUUGCGAAGGGAGCAGGUGCGAGGGCCAUAUCGCUAGCUCCAGCAAUACUGUCCUACGUGAUUGCUGCACUGCUUAUUACCAUGGCUUUAUUGUCUUAUCCAACACUGCGCGCUAAACACCACAACCUGUGGGAAAACACGCAUCGAUUUGGUGGCUGGACAGUGCUCAUCCUCUAUUGGAUACUAGUCGGAAUCUCCACCAAAGAUUUGAGCCCUCAAUCAUCGACGACGUCGAGUGCCUUUCUUCAUAAUCCUUCGAUUUGGCUUCUCACGGCUGCCACAAUCGCCAUCGUAUUUCCCUGGCUCUUCCUCCGCCGGGUUCCUGUCCGUUCAGAAGUUCUUUCUUCCCAUGCCGUUCGUCUACACUUCGAUCACGCGAAUCUCUCCCCAGGACAGGGUGUUCGUCUCGCCGAAAGACCACUCAGCGACUGGCAUGGCUUUGCCACCAUAAAGAAUGUUAACAAAAACGACCCCACCAGCGCUGCAAAGGGAUUCUCGGUGAUUGUUAGUCGAGCAGGAGACUUUACGGGCCGCGCUAUAGACACUCCGCCGACACAUAUAUGGAAGCGUGGGAUCCCUACUUGCGGAGUCCUCCGCAUUGCCACUUUAUUCAAGAGCGUAGUACUGGUGGCUACAGGUUCGGGCAUUGGCCCAUGUCUCUCCAUCUUCCCCUACCAAAACAUCGUUAUGCGGAUCCUCUGGACAGCCUCCAAUCACGAAGCUUCGUUUGGAAAGUCUAUCAUCGAAGAUGUCCGCAGAAGAGAUCCAGAUGCGGUCAUCCAUAACACACGAACGCAAGGUAAACCAGACAUGAGUCUGAUGGCAUAUAGACUGUAUAAGGAGUGUCGUGCCGAGGCAGUGCUGAUUAUCAGUAAUAAGAGACUCACUACGCAGAUCGUAUAUGACUUGGAGAGAAGAGGUAUUCCGGCGUACGGAGCGAUAUUCGAUUCAUAA